AUAAAAAAGAAGUGAAAUUUGAUUAGACCAAUGAAAGGUUUGUUGUAACGUCUCCGCAACAUUAACGCCACUCCCUAUUUAAUCUCACAAAAAUAUUUUGGUCUAUAGUCUUCAUUCUGUGUGCCGCUGUGAGCAGUCCCAACUUCCUAAAAUUCAAUACCAGGUGCCCCUUCCAAUAUUUCCUUAUACUGAAUUCAACUCCUCCAAUGGAGUCCUUCCAAAUCACCAUAUACUGUGUUCUUUCUUGGAUUCCCUUAAAUUACCCAUCUUUCAAAACCUACACUAGCACCCUAGAUACCAUUAGAUUCCAUUAAGCCACCAACACAACAGCGUUACCAGAAAGUAGUAUAUAGGGAAAAGGAAAACAGCGAUGGAGGAGAGGCAUGUUUUGUUUGGGAAAUACGAGAUGGGGAGGCUGUUAGGGAAAGGGACUUUCGCCAAAGUCUACUACGGGAAAGAAUUAGCCACCGGUGAAAGCGUGGCGGUGAAAGUCAUCAGCAAAGAUCAGGUGAAGAAGAAAGGGAUGAUGGAGCAAAUCAAGAGAGAAAUCUCAGUGAUGCGCCUUGUUCGACAUCCCAACAUAGUGGAGCUCAAAGAAGUAAUGGCGACCAAGAAAAAGAUCUUCUUUGUCAUGGAACAUGUCCGUGGGGGUGAGCUCUUUGCCAAAGUUUACAAAGGCAAGCUCAAAGAACACGUCGCUCGUAAGUACUUUCAACAGCUGAUCAGCGCCGUUGAUUUCUGCCACAGCAGAGGUGUUUCCCACCGUGAUUUGAAGCCUGAGAAUCUCCUGUUGGACGAAAAUGAAGAUCUAAAGAUCUCUGAUUUUGGGUUGUCGGCUUUGCCUGAGCAGCUUCUCAAUGAUGGUCUCCUUCACACUCAGUGUGGGACACCAGCUUACGUUGCUCCCGAGGUUUUGAGGAAAAAAGGGUACGAUGGAUCCAGAGCUGAUAUUUGGUCUUGUGGGGUUGUUUUAUAUGUUCUUCUCGCAGGUUUCUUGCCUUUUCAAGAUGAGAAUAUGAUGAAGAUGUAUAGGAAAGUUUUCAAAGCCGAAUUCGAGUUCCCCACCUGGUUUUCGACGGAAUCGAAGCGUUUGAUCUCGAAACUACUUGUGGCAGAUCCUGAAAAAAGGAUCACAAUCCCAGCUAUAAUGCGUGAUCCUUGGUUCAGAAAAGAAUUCACACGUCCCCUUGCGUUUUCGAUCCAAGAACCGAUAGACGAUGAUGAAUCCGCACCCUCUAAGAGUACUAAACCAUCGUCUCCCAAAUUCUUCAACGCGUUCGAGUUCAUUUCCUCUAUGUCGUCGGGGUUCGAUCUGUCGGGCAUGUUCGAGGACAAGAGAAAAUCGGGGACGAUGUUUACGUCAAGAUGUUCAGCCAGUGCUAUAAUGUCUAAAGUCGAAGCUGUUGCGAAGGGGUUCAACUUCAGGGUGGGGAAAGCCAAGGACUUCAAGAUGAGAUUACAAGGGUCAUCGGAAGGGAGGAAAGGGCGGUUGUUGGUGACCGCUGAGGUGUUCGAGGUGGCACCGGAGGUAGCCGUGGUCGAAUUCUCCAAGUCAGCAGGGGAUACCUUGGAGUAUGCUAAGUUUUGCGAGGAAGAUGUUAGGCCUGCAUUGAAAGACAUUGUUUGGACAUGGCAAGGUGACAGUUUCAAUGAGGCAGAAGAACGUGAAAAACAAGUACAACAAGACACAGCCGAGCCUAACACAUUGAAGAAAUAGGGAAAAUUUUCUUUGUUUACCCUUUUUUUUGUGUGUGUUCUGUUUUGGUGGAGGAUGAGAAUCUGUAAAUACGUAUUCUGUGAUUAGUACAAUAAUGCAUAAUAUGGAUUUGGAUAUUGCGUACACAUAAUAAGCAAGUAUUUAGUGGCAAUGGAGUUUCUGAUGAGAAAUUAAUUCCUUUCAA
Messenger RNA from Gossypium raimondii (Peruvian cotton), 1901 nucleotides. RefSeq names its product CBL-interacting serine/threonine-protein kinase 5. Lineage: Eukaryota; Viridiplantae; Streptophyta; Magnoliopsida; Malvales; Malvaceae. The transcript has a single exon. Gene Ontology annotation, biological process: protein phosphorylation; signal transduction. The record is from RefSeq and is a predicted model, not a curated record. The coding region runs from base 371 to 1717 and encodes 448 amino acids. Gene Ontology annotation, molecular function: ATP binding; protein kinase activity.